GAAUAAACGGCACAGCUGACAACGAGAGCGCCGCGUUCGCUCGCGCCUGUGUCGUGCACAGCUGAUCUGACAGAACAACGAGCGAAUUCGGGUUAGAUGCGUGCGAGUGAAUCAACGAAAGCCGUUUCUCUGUUUUUCGCCCUCGACCGUACGCGGAUAUUUAUGUGGAUCGACGGAAGAGACGUUUUCUCGUACGACCCGAAUUAAAAAAAUCAGGAGGAUGAUGUCACGUUGUUUAAACGAUGCGUCGCAUGCGCCAAAUCGUGCAGCUGCGAUUUUCGCACAGUGAACGUUUCGGAAUUCAAUUUACGCGCGUCUUCCGCUCGAACACGGCGUACCCGGGGAAAUAGUUCAGGUUGGAUCAGUUCAUCGUUUGUCUAUAACUUGUCGUCUUGAACCGAUAAUACACAGGACUCAGUACUUUCACAGGACAAUGAAAGCUCUUGUGUGUCUGCUUGGAAAACUUCUACUUCUUGAGUAAUUCUUGAUAUUGCUGCAACAAAAUGAAUAAUCUCUCUGGACAGUUCCGCAAGACAACAUGGGACCCUAUUCUCAUAAUCUCCCAGAUAGUGGCUGUGCAAACCGUCAUGUAUUUUUGCCUCGGAUUUUGGAUCUGGAUUAUAGCGUCGAUGCUAGGCUCAACAAAAUCCCUAGAUUACGCCUUUCAGUACAAGGAGAUACACGUUCGUGACUUUGAAGGGCGAUCGGUCAUCGUAAUUUUUGUCUUCAAUGCGCUUGUGGGCGCAUUGGCAUUAUGGUGGCUAGUGCAAAGAACAAAACAGUGCAUGGACUUUGCGUGUACCGCCCAUCUGAUUCAUCUGAUCUGUUGUUGGGUAUACAAUGGAAUCUUUCCAACAUCUUUCAGCUGGUGGUGUUUAAAUAUCGUGUCGUUAAGUAUAAUGUGUGUCUGUGGGGAGUUUCUUUGUAUGAGAACAGAACUACAGGCGAUACCAUUAGGUAUGAACAGUCAAAAAACAGCCUUAUGAGACAUGGAUACGAAUAACGUUUUCUGAGAUAAAGAAAUAUGAAACAAAAAUAAAAUCUUUUUCAGCAAA
Molecule: messenger RNA, 1055 nt
Organism: Dinoponera quadriceps
Lineage: Eukaryota; Metazoa; Arthropoda; Insecta; Hymenoptera; Formicidae
Gene: Sys1
Product: protein SYS1 homolog
Exons: 2
Coding region: 504-986 (160 amino acids)
Biological process (GO): protein localization to Golgi apparatus; Golgi to plasma membrane protein transport; Golgi to endosome transport
Cellular component (GO): Golgi membrane; trans-Golgi network
Source: RefSeq, a predicted model, not a curated record